Messenger RNA from Eutrema salsugineum, 831 nucleotides. RefSeq lists its product as uncharacterized. The transcript is spliced from 2 exons. Gene Ontology annotation, molecular function: zinc ion binding; nucleic acid binding. NCBI's taxonomy places the organism in Eukaryota, Viridiplantae, Streptophyta, Magnoliopsida, Brassicales, Brassicaceae. Bases 1 to 831 code for a protein of 276 amino acids. The record is from RefSeq and is a predicted model, not a curated record.
AUGGAAGGGUUCUCUUUUCUGUUUCGGAUCCCUAAUGCUGCUACAAGAGCCCGAGUUCUAAAUCAGCGUCUGUGGAGUAUCGAAGGCCAAACAAUGUUUGUCGCUGACUGGGAACCGGGAAUUGUUCCGAUGAAGCCCGAGCUAACGUCAGCUCCGAUUUGGCUUGAACUUAGAAAUGUUCCCCUUCAAUUCUUCAACGACGAAGGUCUUGAGCGAAUUGCUAGCUUGGUCGGAGAUCCAAAAUUCCUGCACCCUGCCACAGCAAAUAAAACCAAUUUGGAAGUCGCCAAGAGAGUUGCUGUCUCAAGUCCUUGGAUGCCUCCGGUCUGCUCUCAUUGCAAGGAGAUUGGCCACAGUGUUAAGCGAUGCAAGAGAACUCCGAUUACUUGUCUGUUGUGUAACUCUUCAGGUCACGCAUCUGAGAAAUGCACGCGUCCUACAGCUAAGUUAUCUAAAUCUAAAGGAAAGGCUCUAGCCAUUGUUCCCAAUGCUAAAUAUGUUGUCGUGGAAAAACAUGUGGGGAAUAAAGAUUUUCCUCCUUCAAAUCAGAAACUAAAAGGCAAGUUGCAGGAUGCAAAAGAGAGCUACUUCAAUCAAUCUGUGAUAGGUGAAUCUAGUGCUGCAGCUAACUCUUCUGUUAUUCUUCCGUCUGGCAACCAUAAAGAGAAAGCACUGCUCAUUUGCUCUGAGGUUGAACCAGAUUCAUCUGACGUGGACUCUAGCGAAUCGGAGGAGGAAGGGGAGCUGAAAGAGGCUGAGGAAGACUUCAUUAAAGUGCUGUCCCGAAAGGAACGGCGUAAUGCUCGGGACAAGGGUCCCUCCAAACACUAA